Molecule: messenger RNA, 2699 nt
Organism: Cercocebus atys (sooty mangabey)
Lineage: Eukaryota; Metazoa; Chordata; Mammalia; Primates; Cercopithecidae
Gene: UBA5
Product: ubiquitin-like modifier activating enzyme 5
Exons: 12
Coding region: 235-1449 (404 amino acids)
Biological process (GO): protein ufmylation
Cellular component (GO): cytosol; cytoplasm
Molecular function (GO): UFM1 activating enzyme activity
Source: RefSeq, a predicted model, not a curated record
AGGUUUUUGCUAAGGGGGAGCGAUGUCUGCGACGCACCGGAAGCGGCUCCGAGGAAGGAGUGAAGGAGACGUGUCUGUCUGUGAGGCGCUGGGUGCACUUCCCCAGGUCUCUGGGCUAGGAAGGCAGCGGCUAGGUGCCUCCCCAAGUACCCUUUGCGGGCCCAGCCGAGCAGCGUGGGGCGAAGGCGGCGGCGAAGGCCCGGGCUGGGAGCGUUGGCGGCCGGAGUCCCAGCCAUGGCCGAGUCUGUGGAGCGGCUGCAGCAGCGGGUCCAGGAGCUGGAGCGGGAACUUGCCCAGGAGAGAAAUCGGCGGGUCCCGGGGAGCGGCGAAGGAGGGGGCGGCCGGGUCCGCAUCGAGAAGAUGAGCUCAGAGGUGGUGGAUUCGAAUCCCUACAGCCGCUUGAUGGCAUUGAAACGAAUGGGAAUUGUAAGCGACUAUGAGAAAAUCCGUACCUUUGCCGUAGCAAUAGUAGGUGUUGGUGGAGUAGGUAGUGUGACUGCUGAAAUGCUGACAAGAUGUGGCAUUGGUAAGUUGCUACUCUUUGAUUAUGACAAGGUGGAACUAGCCAAUAUGAAUAGACUUUUCUUCCAACCUCAUCAAGCAGGAUUAAGUAAAGUUCAAGCAGCAGAACAUACUCUGAGGAACAUUAAUCCUGAUGUUCUUUUUGAAGUACACAACUAUAAUAUAACCACAGUGGAAAACUUUCAACAUUUCAUGGAUAGAAUAAGUAAUGGUGGGUUAGAAGAAGGAAAACCUGUUGAUCUAGUUCUUAGCUGUGUGGACAAUUUUGAAGCUCGAAUGACAAUAAAUACAGCUUGUAAUGAACUUGGACAAACAUGGAUGGAAUCUGGGGUCAGUGAAAAUGCAGUUUCAGGGCAUAUUCAGCUCAUAAUUCCUGGAGAAUCUGCUUGUUUUGCGUGUGCUCCACCACUUGUAGUUGCUGCAAAUAUUGAUGAAAAGACUCUGAAACGAGAAGGUGUUUGUGCAGCCAGUCUUCCUACCACUAUGGGUGUGGUUGCUGGGAUCUUAGUACAAAACGUGUUAAAGUUUCUGUUAAAUUUUGGUACUGUUAGUUUUUACCUUGGAUACAAUGCAAUGCAGGAUUUUUUUCCUACUAUGUCCAUGAAGCCAAAUCCCCAGUGUGAUGACAGAAAUUGCAGGAAGCAGCAGGAAGAGUAUAAGAAAAAGGUAGCAGCACUGCCUAAACAAGAGGUUAUGCAAGAAGAGGAAGAGAUAAUCCAUGAAGAUAAUGAAUGGGGUAUUGAGCUGGUAUCUGAGGUUUCAGAAGAGGAAUUGAAAAAUUCUUCAGGUCCAGUUCCAGACUUACCUGAAGGAAUUACAGUGGCAUACACAAUUCCAAAAAAGCAAGAAGAUUCUGUCACUGAGGUAACAGUGGAAGAUUCUGGUGAAAGCUUGGAAGACCUCAUGGCCAAGAUGAAGAAUAUGUAGAUAAUGGACUGGGAUAUAUUUUAUUUCUCAUGUUAAAGCCUCUUCCCUUGAAAUUAAAAAAAAAAAAAUUUUAACUGAUAAAACUUAGGGCAACAUUUAUUAAUAUAUAUUCUUACCUGAAUUGUUAACUUUUUGAAAAUCCUGUGACUUGCCUAUUUCUCCCCGCUCCAGUGAAAUCAUUGACUCUCCUAAAAUGUAUGUUUCAUUCUAGUAAGAAAACCUCAAAGGAUAUUGUAGGAUAUAAAUCUUACUUGAAAACACAGCUGUUGAAAUGUUUUGGCCUUUUGGAGUGGGGAAAGGACAAAUCUGAUCCUGUAAUCUUUUUCUUUCCAGUAAUACCUUGUGUCUGUUGCAUGAGGACAUGGACAAUAAAGCAGUACAUGAUUCUCAGAUACAGGGAGAAGGACAAGGCAUACAGCUUAUUGAUUAGAGCUGGCAAGCAUCUGCUCAUUAUGUUUGGAAUUGCUUUCUAUAAGAAAAUUUCCCACUUGAUCAACAAUGAAUUCAAAAUAGCUAAUCUAUGAAAUAACAUCCUCUCAAAUGUUUGCUGAUGAAAUACAAGUUGAAAUGUAGUUAUUGGAAAAGUCUGUAACCUGUGGAUUAUAUAUAUUCAAAGUGAGACAAAGGCAAAUAAAAAGCAGCUAUCUUUAUGAAUAGACAAAGUUGAUUUCAGGAAGUAUACAUUAUAUUCUGCACCGACCCAGGAAUAGAAAUUAUUGCAUCUGUGGAGCAUAUAUCUGGAGUUACUAUACUUUACUGAAGAGCAAGGCAUAAAUUUAGACUAAAAUCCACCCAGAUUACACUCAUUCUUUAGGCCACUCCUGGAUACUUCAUUUAAAUUUGAUUCUUGAGGUAACGAGAUGUCAGCAAGGUUUGUCCUGUAUAUUAGGCAUAAAGGAAAAGUUCUAAACUGCCUCUCCAAUGACUGUAGUCAGUGGUAGAGUAUCACUUUCCCUGAUCAUGACCACUAAACUGUAAAUUGAUUGAUAUAAAUUAGUUUUCUCUGGAGUUACAUCCAAGUAAUGAAGACUUAAGAUAACCUUGGUUGAAAUAAAUUUCCAAUAAUUUGGAGACUCAUAAAUACCAUGCAGGUGUAACCACUGCCAGUAGGCUGUUUCUAUGCUUAUUUCCUAUUUUGACUUUUACGUUGAAGAUAGGAAUAUCUAAAUUAUAUCUCUAGGGAGAAAAUGUUGUAAAAAAUUAAAAGUGCAUCCCUGAUUUGUAAAAUAAAGUUCAAAAAACUGAUUUCA